Messenger RNA from Penicillium vulpinum, 1071 nucleotides. RefSeq lists its product as uncharacterized. The transcript is spliced from 2 exons. Lineage: Eukaryota; Fungi; Ascomycota; Eurotiomycetes; Eurotiales; Aspergillaceae. The record is from RefSeq and is a predicted model, not a curated record. The coding region runs from base 1 to 1071 and encodes 356 amino acids.
AUGGCUCAAAUCUCCAUGAGCAGGCUCUUCCGCCAGAGCACCACCAGCUCGGUGCGCCAGUCCAUUCUGAGACCUAUGCAAGCCCGUAGCUAUGGUUCGAACUCAGUAAUCCCAACCUUCACCCAAACAUCCUCCCCUGAGUUAAACGAGUCUUUAGAGCGGUUCCGCAAUGAGGUGUUCAUUCCCCUUGGUCUCCCUAAACGACAACAGAAGAGCGUGUUCAGACAGAAAUACGCGAAGCAAUUGGAAAACGAGCCGAUCGUCGUGAAGAUCAGCGAGACCGAAGAGUUCACCCUAACGCCCAAGAAGCACCACGAGCUGCCAUCGAAGAAAGAGGCUUUCCAGGUUUUCAAGAUAAUGUUCGAAACGAAAAACUUCAGCAACCUUUUCCCGUACGUCAGUGGGCUCCACAUGUCAAACUAUAGAAUGAACAGCAAUCGAUGGGAGCUCCUCAUUCGCAAAACCAGCGAGGCUGGCAAGCUUUCAACCAUUAUCGAGUGCGCCAAACAGUCCUCGCGCACUGGCUUGAGUCUCGGCAAUAGGAACAUCGCUCGCCGUCUGUUCUUCGAGCUUCACCGGACAGCCAUGAAGGCGGAUUUCAAGGGUCCCGCAACCGUCAAAGCUCUGAAAUUGGCGAGAGAGGCAGCCAGCCUGAUGGAUUCUCACCAACAUUCCAUUCGGGAUAUCGCGAACGACCCGAAAUACCAGCCUUUCGUUAUCGGCACACUGUUGGAACUUAGUGCCGCCUGUGCGGAAUUCAAGGAGGCCGAGUGGUCCCUGGUCCGUGGCUACGCUCAGAAGCUUGAUGCAGCCUGGUCCCGAGGAAAUUUCAAGGACGAUGCGCCUACCAGUCGCUUCGGGAACAUUGAGAGAGUUGAGGAGAACCUUGCCCUUUACAACGGCAUGCUUAAGGCCCUUCAGUUGCCCAGAGUAUCAGAAGAGACUGGGACUUUCAAGGCUCGCUGUGAUGAGCUUAAGCCUGUCCUGAUUUCGCAGUUGAAGCGAUUCGACAACGCUGAUGUGCUUAAUGACAGUGUGGUUAAGCAAUUGCUCUCGGAAAACGCCAAAUAA